AAAUUGAUGACAGACCAUCCGUAUAUAAUAAUGACUGUCCUGGGACUUUUAGCUAUCAGGCGGUGACUUGUAUAAUUAUUUCAUUUGCUGUGCUCACGAAGCAGCAUUUCAUCAACCAUGUCUCUUCCAAAGGCCGACUACGUCAGUAACGUCUGGAAAGAUGGCUUGUUUAAGAACAAAGUAGUGUUCUGCACUGGCGGCGCCGGAACCAUUUGCAGCGCCCAGGUCCGCGCUCUCGUCCAUUUAGGCGCCGACGCAUGCAUUAUUGGACGAAAUGUAGAGAAGACCCAAAACAUGGCGAAGAGCAUCGCCACUGCGCGCGCCGGCAGCAAAGUGAUUGGUAUUGGAGAGGUGGAUGUGCGCAAGAUCCAAAGUCUGGAAGCAGCUGUGGAACGUUGUGUCAAGGAGCUGGGUGGUAUUGAUUAUGUGAUUGCCGGUGCAGCUGGAAAUUUCCUGGCCUCGAUCAACCAAUUAUCCGUUAAUGCCUUUAAGUCGGUUAUGGACAUUGAUGUUUUGGGCUCCUACAAUACGGCUAAAGCGACUCUGCCUUACUUGAAGGAAUCUGCGAGAAGACACCGGGUGGACUCUAAAUCAUUGAGGCCAUCUCCGGAAGGUUCAGGCGGCAGAAUCCUCUUCGUCAGUGCCACGAUCCACUACACUGGUAUCCCAUUUCAAACGCAUGUGUCUGUCGCCAAAGCUGGAGUGGAUGCUUUAUCAAAUAACAUAGCAUUGGAAUUUGGACCUCUGGGACUGACGUCUAAUGUCAUCGCCCCUGGUCCAAUUGCCAACACCGAGGGUGUUGAUCGACUUUUGCCUAGUGAUGUUAAGGAAGAAGCUGUCAGGGCGCAGCCUCUCGGGCGGUUUGGAUCCGUGAGAGAUAUUGCGGAUGCCACAGUAUACUUGUUCUCCGACAGUGGAAGCUACGUGUCCGGGCAAACGCUUGUCGUGGACGGCGCUUCAUGGCGCAUGCCAUCUGGUUCAAUUGGCUCCAGUCUUAAAUACCCCGACUUCCUCCUCUCGGGCGAACCGGUUGCUAACGUCAAGGGACAGAAGAACUCGAAGUUGUGAAUGACUAAUGGCUGAUCAAUUGAUGUAGGUUGGAUGUUUCUAAGUGUGUAUAUCGAGAUCGGGAUUUGAUAUGCUUUCUAUUUGCCCGGGCGCUUAUUGUCACUUCGUUCCUCCUUCUAAAUAAUAGAUCGGAUUUGAAUGUGAUUCAAUACUACCUUCGAACCAGUAAAGGAUUUCCGUAACAUAGCGUUUGUAGACGAGCAGAAUCUGACCAGUACACUAGUUAGGCGGAUUGGACAGAAGUAGGGGAAUAGGCAUGGAAUUUUUCUGUCGCAAGCUGAAUAAUUAUGGAGUUUGGAUACGGUAGUCGUCACCAUGGAGAACAUUGGCAAUAAAUAGCAUCAACAUCGCAGUCCAAUCAACAAGAGCAGGAUAGCUGAAACGCUGCUUGUCGCCGGGCUUGCGUCAGCGUCUCCAUUCCCCAGCGCCGCUUUACUGCAAUCAUGUGAGCGCCUGCGA
This is a messenger RNA of Talaromyces proteolyticus, 1527 nucleotides long. Its product is annotated as oxidoreductase. NCBI's taxonomy places the organism in Eukaryota, Fungi, Ascomycota, Eurotiomycetes, Eurotiales, Trichocomaceae. The transcript is spliced from 6 exons. The record is from RefSeq and is a predicted model, not a curated record. Gene Ontology annotation, biological process: fatty acid catabolic process. Gene Ontology annotation, molecular function: 2,4-dienoyl-CoA reductase (NADPH) activity. Bases 118 to 1068 code for a protein of 316 amino acids.